AAAUAAAAGAAAAGUCGUCGUUAAAAAAAAAUAAAGUUUGUAAAUUGUGGAAAACCUGCUCGUCGAUUGUAUUUCAGUUGUAUAAGCAUGGUUAGUCGAUUCCGGGAGAAGCAGUACCAGUUGGCCGCACAGAAAAACAACGAGGCGUUCCGCAAGUACGACUAUUACCAGCAAGCUGCGAGAUACUUCGAGCGAGAGUGUAGAAUCGCGAAGCACUAUGAUUCGUGGAAUUACAAGAACAUAGAUCCGAAAGGCGAGCUGGAAAAGGCUAGGAAAAGGGAAAGACUUUUAGUUAGACGCAACAAAUUGAGAAACUUGCUGAAAGAGGAAGAAAAGACCUACAGACGUGAAUUGGAGGAACGAAAUAAACCGCGAUCUCGUCCCGAGGAGAAAUCAUUGGAGGUUCUCAAGCAAAAAUUGAAGGAACGAAGGGCAGAACAAAGUCUUUAUUUGCCUAAAACCUGCCGAAGAUUCCAAUCCUAUUUCGUUUGUCCCACGGAUUCAACUAGUCCGCGUUGGAAUACCCUCAAAGGCACUAAUCUUCAGUCUCCUCGUGUCUGUAGAGACUCGACGAACUUAAUUCAUCAAAACCGACCGAAUUCUUAUCCUAGGAAUUUCGAAAUGAGCGAGAACGACACCAAGCAUACCAACGACGAUGAUUUUCAGUCUCCUGAAAUUCAUUCUCGUAAUACAUCGGCCUAUUUUGCACGUCGGAGUUUGCAAAACACGAAUGUAAGACACGAGGGUCGCGAGGAAUAUGAUUCAUAUAGAGAGCAUAGGACUUCUCCGACCUUUAGUGCUCCCACUGGGCGACAUGAAAAUGUUGUUCAUGCAAAUAAUAAAGAAAAUACAAAAGAGGACUCGAACCCCAGUAGCUGUCUGGACGAAGUGACUGUAAAGUUGGGUUCGUGUUCGAUGCAUGAUCGGAUAGACUCUCAGGAAAACAACCAUCAGCAGGACAUAGAAAUCGAUCAUCCGGAGAUAUCCGGCGAUGAGGCUGAUACUCCUCACGCGGAGACAUUCGCGGAAUCCUCGGCCCGCCAUGAGAAAGACAAGUGGGACAGAUAUACCGUGCAAGAGGAUGAAGCAAGGAUCGGCGUGAACAGGAAGGACAAUCGGCAAUUCGAAGUCGAAAAGACCAUGCCCUGGCUACGAAUGGUUCCCGGCGACAAGAAUCUCUCGAAGCAGAUGUUUCUCUACUUGACCCACAACGAGCUGAAGAACAACAUCGAGGACCUCGCGAAGAGGGAGCAACACGCGUGCAACAAGCAGAGCUGGGACGAGGCCCUGCGACUGAGGGACAUGAGGAACAGGCUGGAAUUGAUUCGAGAGAAACAGGUGUACAACAUCGAGAAUCUUCAGAUGGACGAAGAGGUGAGAAAGAUGGGGUUGCUCAACAUCGGCAAGAGAGAAGCGGAACUGACUGCACGCGAGAGUGUCUGCAUGGACUCGACGAUGUACAGCGAGGAAGCGAAGGAAAUAUGGCAGAAGUGGUUGCACGAAGACGACAGAUCCGGGAUCAAGGACGCGCGACAUCAAAGGGAGGCACUGAUGAACAAUCUGGAAAAGGAGUGGAAGGAUUUAGCGAUCCGUGACAAAGAGAGGAUCACUCAUACGUAUCAACACGUGAUGAAAGACUCGACUCUGCAAGACGAGCACAAACUGGCCGCGGGCAUCUACCAGUCUAAAAUGAAAUCCUUCCCGACUUCCUUGAAAUAAACCGCAGAUUAACUUCGAGAAAUUUCUGGAGCCUUGUUCACAUUGUGCCAAGCUAAACAGCAAUUUACGUUCCGAUGUUUGUAGUGCAUUAUUUUUUGGCCGACAGUAGAUAGCUCCUGCUGUACCGUGCAUUCCAGGAAAAAUUUAAUGAAAACAUUUUGAUAGUAACGAAUUGUAGAAAAGAGAACACAUUAAUAUGGGUGCUUGUUGUGUUCUUAGGAAUUAUUAAACGUUCUCAAAGACUGAAUACGUUCCAAUUGAAUCGGUACUACGUCCUAAACUACUUGUCGAAUGUGAUACCGAAACCGUUCCAGAUAAAUACGUAAGAAUUUAUAAAUGGCAUUUAAUGUGUUUCUUGUGCGAUCGUAGAAUUGAAUACCAAGAGCCGGUGUAUUUAAUGCUUGGCCAGUUUGCAUGCGAACACUGCAUUCGUUUGUACUACGUCAUUCUAGUCGUUUUUAUACUGGCAAUACCGCUACAUUAUUGUUUAUUUCUUUUUUAACGCUGUUCCUUUCACUCUCGUGUUUGCAAAACUUUAACUACGUCACAAAUACUUUUCCUUGUAAGGACAUUUUACCCAUGAGACGACUACUCUACGUUGUAUUAUUGAUUUAAAAAUAAAGUAUUCGCAUUGAA
Molecule: messenger RNA, 2355 nt
Organism: Dufourea novaeangliae
Lineage: Eukaryota; Metazoa; Arthropoda; Insecta; Hymenoptera; Halictidae
Product: trichoplein keratin filament-binding protein-like
Exons: 3
Coding region: 88-1719 (543 amino acids)
Source: RefSeq, a predicted model, not a curated record